GCCCAGCCGUAGCUUGGGGGCGGACCCAUACGAAAUACUCAAAGGCUUGGAGGGGGGUCUAUUAAGGUGAAAGGACUGCUUCCGGCCAGAGGUCCCGGGCAGAGGAGGAAGCUGUGGUUGCCGGCGGUGGGGCACCCCGGCCGCUCAGCCCCUGAGCACUGCUGGGGGCGUUCAGGUAACAGGGGCGGGGCUGUGCUGAGCGUGAGGGAUCUAGACCCCGCCUCACCUCUCAGAGCCACGUCGGGCGCUGGGAAGCCUACAAUACCACCCUCUCCUCCGCACGACGUUCAAGGCCUGACUUCUGCCUGCCCCGUCUUUCCCUCUCAUUCAAGAUCGGGUUCAUACGUAGUGCCGCAUCAAGUAGCGCCUUCAUCACUCCAGUGAUCUGCCCUCAAUCCGUCUCUCCCACUGGCCCACGAAUAGUGGUGGUAGUGAGUUCCUGGAGUGACUUAUGCUGAGCUCAGUGACCGUGUGGAGAGCCUUCGUAAGUCAAAUAGGGAUUGGAUUGGAUUGACAAUCCAAUCCUUUCUCUCCAGUGUCACAGGUUAUCCACAUUUGUACGAGUGCCCGCACAACUCUCACUGUAUUGCAAAUGUGUUUCCAAUCUGUCUACUUCUGUCCAUCUACCGCCGUCACCAACCUUCUAGCCACCAUCAUCUCCUGCCUGGACUGAUGUAGUUCUCCCCACAUCCCUUCUACAGUCUGUUCUCCACGAAGCAGUCAGAUUGAUCAUUUUGCCCUUUUGCCACACUUGUGGCAAAGCAAGCUGCGAGGAGGAACCAGACAGCCCUGUUAGUCGUGGCCAGCCCUCACUCCCUGGAAAUGGCAAACAAGGGGAACAAGAAGCGUCGGCAGUUCUCUCUGGAAGAGAAAAUGAAAGUUGUGGAAGCUGUAGACUCAGGCAAGAGGAAAGGUGACGUGGCAAAAGAAUUUGGUAUCACUCCCUCUACUUUAUCUACAUUCUUAAAGGAUCGCACCAAAUUUGAAAAAAAGGUACGGGAGGCAUCCGUGGGACCCCAGCGGAAAAGGAUGAGGAGCGCUCUUUAUGAUGACAUUGAUAAGGCUGUUUUUGCUUGGUUUCAAGAAAUCCAUGCCAAAAACAUUCUUGUGACUGGUUCUGUCAUUCGGAAAAAAGCACUAAACUUGGCCAACAUGCUUGGCUAUGACAAUUUUCAAGCAAGUGUGGGCUGGCUGAACAGAUUUAGAGAUCGCCACGGAAUUGCUUUGAAAGCAGUCUGUAGAGAAGAUACUGACAGAUUAAUGAAUGGUCUAGGAAUAGAUAAGGUUAACGAGUGGCAUGCAGGGGAAAUUAUAAAACUGAUUGCUGACUACAGCCCAGAUGAUAUCUUUAAUGCUGAUGAGACAGGAGUGUUUUUCCAGUUGCUUCCCCAGCAUACACUUGCUGCUAAAGGAGACCAUUGUAGAGGGGGCAAGAAAGCAAAGCAGCGGUUGACAGCACUCUUUUGUUGCAAUGCCUCAGGGACUGAAAAAAUGAGACCAUUGAUCGUUGGUAGGUCAGCCAGCCCACGCUGCCUCAAGAACAUCCAUUCCCUCCCUUGUGAUUACCGAGCCAACCAGUGGGCUUGGAUGACAAGGGAUCUGUUUAAUGAGUGGCUGAUGCAAGUGGAUGCCAGGAUGAAGAGGGCGGAACGCCGGAUCCUCUUGCUGAUCGACAACUGCUCUGCUCAUAACAUGCUUCCACGCUUGGAAAGGAUUCAGGUUGGGUAUCUGCCCUCCAACUGUACUGCUGUCCUGCAGCCACUGAAUCUUGGCAUAAUUCACACCAUGAAAGUACUAUACCGGAGCCACCUUCUCAAACAGAUCCUCCUCAAGCUGAGCAGCAGGGAGGAUCAAGAAAAGGUGGACAUCAAGCAGGCCAUCGACAUGAUUGCUGCAGCAUGGUGGUCAGUCAAGCCAUCCACAGUGGUCAAAUGUUGGCAGAAGGCAGGCAUCAUCCCUAUGGAAUUUGCAGAAUGUGACAUAGAAUCAGCAGCCAGUGAACCAGACACUGCCAUUGAAAAGUUGUGGCACACAGUGGCUAUUGCCACCUGUGUCCCAAAUGAAGUAAAUUUCCAGGACUUUGUUACUGCAGAUGAUGAUCUCAUUAUCUCUCAGGACACAGACACCAUCCAGGGCAUGGUGGCUGGCGAAAAUACCAGUGAAGCAGGAAGUGAAGAUGAAGGGGAGGUAUCUUUACCAGAGCAACCAAAAGUCACCGUCACAGAAGCCAUAUCAAGUGUACAGAAACUUAGACAGUUCCUUUCCACUUGUGUAGACGUUCCUGAUGCCAUUUUUGGACAAUUAAAUGGCAUAGAUGAAUAUUUAAUGAAAAGAGUGACACAAACCCUUGUUGAUUCCAAAAUUACAGAUUUCCUCCAAACAAAGUAAUGCAGGAAUUUAUUUCAGAAAAUGUAGUUUACAAGAAUAAAGAUUUCUUCAGAUAGGCUGUUGAGCCAAUUUAAGUAAAGCAAUAUUAUUAUGACAA
This is a messenger RNA of Mandrillus leucophaeus (drill), 2485 nucleotides long. RefSeq names its product tigger transposable element derived 6 (gene TIGD6). Lineage: Eukaryota; Metazoa; Chordata; Mammalia; Primates; Cercopithecidae. Gene Ontology annotation, cellular component: nucleus. The record is from RefSeq and is a predicted model, not a curated record. Gene Ontology annotation, molecular function: DNA binding. Bases 823 to 2388 code for a protein of 521 amino acids. The transcript has 2 exons.